AGAAUAAGAUAGCAUGCGCAUGGUCGAGAUAAAUGUACUGUAGGUCUCUCGUCGUUUUCAAAGGUUGUUGAGCUUGUCUCAACCGCAACCCAUCGUUCCUUCCAUUUCAUCCUCAUACAAACCUGCUCUUCUUUUGUUCCAUUUCCCUCUUAACUCCAAACCUCUUUCUCUAUUAUUAUUAUUAUCAUCGGAGAUACUACCCAAGAUGCCAUCUAUCGUCCCAAUAAACAGCCACGACCCCCAUAGCCACAGUACUGGCGUUAUCAAAUUCACCAACUGCUUGCUCGUGAAAGGGAACAAUCUUGUCAAAGAAGACCUCUGGAUUAGCUCCCUAAGCGGGAAGAUCCUUAAUGGCCAAGAGAUUCUCUAUGGAGCCCGUACCGCGCCAGACAGCAUCAUCGACUUAGACGGCCGCAUCCUAGCACCUGGUCUCAUAGAUGUGCAGCUCAACGGAGCCUACGGGUUCGAUUUCUCGGUUAUCCCAGAAGAUGGCACCGUCAGUUACGGGAAAGGAGUCCGCCGUGUCAACCGAAACCUCAUCAGAACAGGCGUUACAUCUUACUUGCCUACGCUGACUUCACAGCGUCCCGAGGUCUAUCAACAAGCUCUGCCUUUCCUCGGCCCGCCUAGCUCUGUCCGGGACCCAACGUACGGCUCAGAGUCACUAGGCGCACACUGUGAAGGUCCUUUUAUUAAUCCGAACAAAAACGGCAUCCACAACGUAUCCGUCCUCCGCACUGCACCAAACGGCCUCACUGACCUCGCUACCUGCUACGGCGCUACAUAUCUCCAAACCCCGUCCCCCAUCAAACUCCUCACCCUCGCGCCCGAGCUCCCAGGAGCGCUCUCCUGCGUCGAAUCGCUCACCUCGCUUGGUAUAACUGUCUCGAUCGGGCACUCAGACGCCUCGUACGAAGAAGCCAAACUAGGCAUCAAGUCCGGGGCAACAAUGAUAACACAUCUCUUCAAUGCAAUGAAGCCGCUACACCACCGCAAUCCAGGAAUCUUCGGUCUCCUCGGCACAACCUCCUCCUCUAUCCGCACAAAGCCCUAUUUUGGCAUCAUCGCAGACGGCAUCCACCUCCAUCCUACGAGCAUCAAAAUUGCCUGGAAUGCCCAUCCCGAGGGCUUGAUCCUCGUCACCGAUGCCAUGAGGCUUGCUGGGAUGCCAGACGGGACGUAUGACUGGACGAAUGGGUCUCGGAUUAUCAAGAAAGGGGCUCUGUUGACUCUUGAGGAAAAUGGGAAGAUUGCGGGGAGCAGUAUCAAGCUGAUUGAAUGUGUGACAAAUUUUCUAAAUUGGACCGGUGCAAGUGUGCCAGAGGCAUUGAAGGCGGUUACGGAGACUCCGGCGAAGAUGCUAGGGCUGCAGGAUGUGAAGGGGACACUCAAGGAGGGUGCGGAUGCGGAUUUGGUGGUGCUGAAUAUGCAAGAUACGGGUGUUGGGCAGGAUAAGAAGUUGGUGGUCGAUCAGGUCUGGAAGUUUGGGGAGAAGGUGUUCGAGAGGGAAUGAAUUGAGAACUCGAAAGUGGACAGGAGUUUUAUUGACAGAGGAAGUGGGAAGCUGCACAGUGCAAUGUGAGACAUGGGCGAGAUGGCUUCAUGAAUCCCCUACCUAUCUUUGAUGCUCAGACUGAAAUAGACGCGUAUAGAUUGCGAUCAAGCUUCAUGGCUAAGGACUGUACAGACGGGCGCCGUCAAACCAUUUGAAGAUACCCCUGGAUGUCGUACAUGUAGAAUAUUAGACAAUGAU
Lindgomyces ingoldianus is the source of this 1753-nucleotide messenger RNA. Its product is annotated as n-acetylglucosamine-6-phosphate deacetylase-like protein. The record is from RefSeq and is a predicted model, not a curated record. Lineage: Eukaryota; Fungi; Ascomycota; Dothideomycetes; Pleosporales; Lindgomycetaceae. Gene Ontology annotation, molecular function: N-acetylglucosamine-6-phosphate deacetylase activity. Bases 206 to 1513 code for a protein of 435 amino acids. Gene Ontology annotation, biological process: N-acetylglucosamine catabolic process. The transcript has 2 exons.